This is a messenger RNA of Epithele typhae, 1566 nucleotides long. RefSeq names its product MFS monosaccharide transporter. The record is from RefSeq and is a predicted model, not a curated record. Gene Ontology annotation, cellular component: membrane. The transcript is spliced from 5 exons. Gene Ontology annotation, biological process: carbohydrate transport; transmembrane transport. Bases 1 to 1566 code for a protein of 521 amino acids. Lineage: Eukaryota; Fungi; Basidiomycota; Agaricomycetes; Polyporales; Epitheliaceae. Gene Ontology annotation, molecular function: carbohydrate:proton symporter activity.
AUGCCUGGUCCUACCGCAACAGGCGCGGGCAUCGGCGCCGUCGGUCGCAAAAACCCCUUCCUCGGCAUCGUCAUGGUCGCCUUCGCCGCCUUCGGUGGUAUCCUCUUUGGUUAUGACACCGGCACCAUCUCUGGCAUCCUCGCCAUGGACGACUUCAAGCGCACCUUCGGCCAAUCCGGUACCAUCAGCACAUCUCGUACAUCUCUCAUCGUGUCCAUUCUUUCGGCCGGCACCUUCUUUGGCGCGCUUGGCGGGGCACCCGCCGCCGAUGUUCUUGGUCGCCGUCUUGCCAUCAUCAUGUCCUGUGUCGUCUUCGUCCUUGGUGUCGCCCUCCAGACAGGUGCUGGAAACUUGGCCACUUUUAUCGUCGGCCGCUUUUUCGCUGGCUUCGGCGUUGGUCUCGUUUCCAUGCUCAUCCCCAUGUAUCAGUCCGAGUGCGCCCCCAAGUGGAUCCGCGGCGCCGUCGUUGGAGGCUACCAGUUCGCGAUCACCAUCGGUAUUCUACUUGCCAACGUCCUCAAUAACGCUACCCAGAACCGUCAGAACCACUCCGCAUGGCAGAUCCCUAUCUCCAUCCAGUUCAUAUGGGCGUUUAUUCUCUUCACCGGCAUGUUCUUCUUGCCCGAGACUCCGCGCUGGCUCAUCAAGCGUGGCCGAAUUGACGACGCGAAACGUUCACUCUCUCGUCUCACAUCGAUGCCUGUCGACGAUCCGGAGCUUCUCCUUGAGAUUGAGGACAUCGCCGCCUCCUUGAAGCAAGAGGAGGAGAUGGGCGAGAACUCGUAUCUCGACUGCUUCAAGUUUACGCACAACAAGAUCUUCCUCCGUACCUGCACCGGCAUCUUGAUUCAGGCAUGGCAGCAGCUUACCGGAAUCAACUUCAUCUUCUACUACGGCACGACGUUCUUCAAGAACGCUGGAAUCAGCGAUGCUUUCCUCAUCUCCAUUGCCACUUCUAUCGUCAACGUCUUCAUGACCAUCCCCGGUAUGUGGGGCAUCGACAAGUUUGGACGCCGCCCCCUUCUCCUCUACGGCGCUAUCGUCAUGUGCAUUUGCGAGUACCUCGUCGCAAUCGUCGGUGUUACCAUCUCCAUCAACAACAAGUCCGGCCAGCAGGCGCUCAUUGCGCUCGUCUGUAUCUACAUCGCCGCCUUCGCAUCCACCUGGGGCCCGAUCGCGUGGGUGAUCACCGGCGAGAUUUUCCCGCUCAACGUUCGCGCAAAGGCGAUGUCUCUCUCUGUGGCCUCGAACUGGCUCUGGAACUGGGCGAUUUCGUUCGCGACCCCCUACCUCGUCAACGUCGGGCCAGGUAACGCCGGCCUCGAGGUCAAGGUCUUCUUCAUCUGGGGAUCGACGUGUCUUGGAUGCGUCCUCUUCACUUACUUCUGCGUCCCGGAGACCAAGGGCUUGUCCCUCGAGCAGGUCGACCUCCUCUACCAGAACUCGACUCCACUCACCAGCGUCGCAUACCGCCGCGAGCUCAUCGCCAACGACACUCACGUUGGGCGGGCCUCUGGCGCGGCUGGUGGCGUGCACGAUGCUCCUGAUGAGAAGAUGGAUGUGUAA